AUGGUCACCACACAAUGCCUCAGACCGCCAUGUCCACCACCACAGCCGCUAUGUUUGCGUAUGCCGCCACCUCCUCAGCCCAGAUGCCCUCGAAACGAAUCAUGGAGGACUUGUUCCACUCAGUGUGAACCAACGUGCAGCAACAGGAAUCCUACGUGUAACAAAGCCUGUGGACAGCCAAAAUGCCAGUGUGAUCCAGGAUUCUUCCGCAACCGUUCCGGAUCGUGCGUACGUAGCUCGGAAUGUCCGAUGAGGAACAGCCGAGAGUCGCUCGAAAGAGACAGCCGCGAUUCACGAGAACGCAUCAGGGGCUGA
This is a messenger RNA of Cooperia oncophora, 315 nucleotides long. The record is from the annotation of a GenBank genome assembly. Lineage: Eukaryota; Metazoa; Nematoda; Chromadorea; Rhabditida; Trichostrongylidae.